CUCUCAGGAGGAUCUUGCCCUGGCCUACCCACAUAGUUGCCAUCAUACAGGGCUCUUCAAGGCAGCACAACCAAGAUUGGGGCAUUUUGUUUGAAGGACAUUUCCAUAAUUUGAUAAAGUGAUUUAGCUGGGCUCAAGGGCCUGCUGAGUUUGAAAAGGUCUUUUGGUUACUCCCUAUGACUGAAUUUGGACAGUCCAGCAUUACCCAAAACUAGAGGUGUCAGCUAAGGAGCAAACCAGAGCCACAGGUUCCGCACCCCCACCGCACACACUCACUGCAGUUUUUAAAUACUCCCUGCUCUUUGCAGCUCUAAAGUGCUUCAGGCUAAGCACCUCAGAGGACAAGCCCACAGCCACUGAGGCUGUGCAGGCCAGAAUGUGUGAUUGGACACAUUGUAAUUACGUUGAGUCUCCAGAAGACAAGCCUUCCGGGUUAAGAGUCACAGCUGUACCUCUGGCGUCAGACCGUGAGGACACGGCUUUUAAGUCUUCAGAACUCGGGUCUGAUUGAAAGAUUCCUGGCAUGGAGUCUCGCCAGUGCUGCUGCCACAUUUUCACCAGGUUGCUGUGUCUAGGAGCUAAUGAAGACCAGGAACAACAGCAUGGUGGGAAUGAAAUAGUCCCGAAGGCUGAAGAGGAAGGAGGAAAGAAAGGGCUUGUACAGAGCGAGCUUGCUCAGGGUGAGCUUGAUCAGGGCGAACUUGCUCUGGGCGAACUUGCCCCAAGCAAGCCUGCUCAAGAAGAGCUUGCUCAGUCCGGUCUUACUCAGGAAGCCACAGGAGUGGUAGAGGAGGGAGAAAACGAAGAAGAAGAAAUGGAAGGAGGACAAGCUGGAGAUGGUAGUUCUGGCGCCAUGGACAAGGGGAUCCAGGCAGAAGGUGGUCAUGGCAGCAGUAUUGAACAGCAGCCUCAGCAAGAGGCGGCAAUGCCUGAGGGCACCAACAGUCUCCAGGCUGGUGACAACCUGUCUUUCCGGAGACGCACCAGAUUCACCCAGUCUCAGCUGCAGGACCUGGAGCGUCUUUUCGAAGAGACUCGCUUCCCCAGCUUUCAAGUAAGGAAGGAUCUUGCAAUAUCAAUGGGUGUGCCGGAAGCAGAUGUGCAGGAUUGGUUUAGGGCCAGGAGAGCCAUUUUCAGAAGCAAUAGAAAGGUGGUGCUGAUUGAUGCACCACCUGGUCCCCACAACAACGAUUCCUGAAGAUUUUGGAGCAGCUCAUGUGUGGCCUCUUUCCAAAGCCAGAUGACCUGGAACCUGGCCCUGCCCCCAAUGUCUCGGCCGCCUGUGCUGGUCAUGACAACCUUUUCUUCCCUGCAAU
Peromyscus californicus insignis is the source of this 1316-nucleotide messenger RNA. Its product is annotated as rhox homeobox family member 2-like. The record is from RefSeq and is a predicted model, not a curated record. NCBI's taxonomy places the organism in Eukaryota, Metazoa, Chordata, Mammalia, Rodentia, Cricetidae. Gene Ontology annotation, molecular function: DNA binding. The coding region runs from base 524 to 1198 and encodes 224 amino acids. The transcript is spliced from 4 exons.